Leguminivora glycinivorella is the source of this 1578-nucleotide messenger RNA. RefSeq lists its product as uncharacterized. The transcript is spliced from 2 exons. The coding region runs from base 181 to 867 and encodes 228 amino acids. The record is from RefSeq and is a predicted model, not a curated record. Lineage: Eukaryota; Metazoa; Arthropoda; Insecta; Lepidoptera; Tortricidae.
AGCGCGGGCGCGGGCGCAGCCCGGCACGGUCCGCAUCAAUCGCUUCGAGCCCGAGCCGCAGCCGGCGCCCGGCAACGGCAGCGGCCUGACGCUGCUGUUAUGAAACAAUUCCUCCACCGCCAUCACUAGCACAGAACAAAGCCAACUUACAACACAGAUAUCAAACAUUACUCCAAAAAUAUGACUAUCAAAUUAAUUUUCAUCGGCGUUGCGUUAGCUGUGGCUUCGCACGGCGCUGGCGGGUCGGUGGUAGGGGUCACCUACCACGACGACUUCGACUUCGAGCAGCGCUACCGCCGCGUGCACGAGUGCGACCCCUUCUACUGGCACCCCCUACACCUGCCCGAGGAGUGCGCGGACAUGUACGAGCAACUCAUUCGCAACAGACUCCCUGUACGCAUCCCCAAACCACCCGACCGCCUGUACCGACCCAGGCAACUCUCUCCUGUCAUACAGAGCUACUCCUACAACCCGGUUUUCCAAACCGUAAUCGAAAAGACAGCAUCAGAAGAAGAAGAAAAUCCUGUCUUCCAAGAGCUAACUCCGUAUGAAGAAAUGUUAGAAUCCGUUCAAAAAGAUGUCAACAACUUCCCUAGUGUUCCAUCAGUGAGGAACAUGCCCAACUUUGGUCCGGUAGCUGUGUAUCAACAGCCUAUUUCACAAAUUAGCGCGGAUAUGAUAAAGAAGGUUGCGAUGACUUACAUUCAUUCAGCCGAUGACAAGGAUGAUAAUAAAAAAAAGAAACGCCACCGUAGCAGAAAGAGCGGGGGUAAGUGGAAAGAACUUGUAAGUAAAGUCCGCGCUCAUGAACGAAAAGGUUGGAAGAAAAUAAACAACGGGGAAUUUGUUAGCAUUGCAAAACCCUAAUAACAGAUCGUCUUAAGAGUUCGCCUAAGUUAACUCUUGGAGAGAACCAAGUGGAGAAGUGUCUUUGGUUUUACUAUGGUGUUUAUGUACUACGGUUGACAUUCAGUCAUUAAAUAGAGUUCUCAGAAACAUGGACAGCGUUCGAGGUAGCUACCUUGAAGAUCCAUGACGAUCAUGAUAUACUCGAAUACACUGAUAUGACCAAAGGGCCUAGCGACGAUGCCAAGCGAACGAAACGGUAAUCUUUCUCUAUCGCCCCUUCAUUGUAGUAAUAGAGAAACAUCAGCGUUUACAGCGUGCGAUUCGUUACAGACCAAACUAUUGACUAGGCAUUCAGUCCAACUCAGAUGAGACAAGAAAUCAAUAAAAUACUCGGACUCGGUCUCGCCUGUCGAGGGUUCUUAAAAAGUUAAAAGUCCUUGUAUAAGUAAAUAAUAAUAUAGAAAAGUGACUUAUUGGUAAGGAGUUUAACGCUGUUAGGGAUUCUUCGACUAUUAAAAAACAAUAUUGAAUACGAAAGUAACUGCAUACCUAUUAAGUUAUAAAUUGUUAUAUUAAUUUUGUGAGCAUAGCCAUUUUGUAUUAAUUUUCACUUUACACAUUUAUUUUUACUUUAUAAGGUUAUAAUAAAAAUAUGUAUUGUGCUAUGUUAAGAAGUAGUAUUUUAAGAAAAUUAUGUCAAUGAAAUAAACAAUAUUUUAAUUUUGAUGA